Messenger RNA from Penaeus vannamei (Pacific white shrimp), 1089 nucleotides. RefSeq lists its product as uncharacterized. The record is from RefSeq and is a predicted model, not a curated record. Gene Ontology annotation, cellular component: cytoplasm. Gene Ontology annotation, molecular function: glycosyltransferase activity. Lineage: Eukaryota; Metazoa; Arthropoda; Malacostraca; Decapoda; Penaeidae.
GAAGUCGAGCGAGCGCCACAUGUUCUUCCUGCUCACCUGUCGCAUCCCGCUGACGUGGCUCACCUGACGCCUCUAGCUGUGUCUGUCGUUCGCGCGCCGUGUGAGAAAGCCCAAACUCUUCUACAGGUGAACGGGGCAAUGGAACGCAAAAAUUCAACGGCAUUCGUCGGGGGCGACCCAAGUAAAACUGUGAACGGCAUUCCUCAGUGGAACGUGGCUGUGUGCGGGCCGGCGCUCUUCUACUACCACGACGACAUCUCCAUCAGCUUGGUCGAAUGGCUGGAGCUGCUGAGGGCCCAGGGCGUCGCGAAGGUGUUCCUGCUUGAGACCAGCGUCCACCCCAACAUAGAGAAGGUCCUGCGGUACUACGAGGCAGACGGCUUUGUUGGUGUUACAAAAUUCUCAUACCCAGUACCUUAUGCCAACGAACCAAAUGUCCGAAGGCUGUGGGUUUUGCUGGAGCGGUCAAAACUCUUCGGGAUGGAAAACAUAUACUUCACGGACUGCCUCCUUCGACACAUGCACGAGUACCGCUUCAUCUCCCACUUCGACCCCGACGAAAUGCCGAUGCUGCCGAACCACGACUCCUUCCCCUCGUGGCUCUACGACCAGAUCCGAAAAACAAAAUCAAAGAAACACCCGUCCUACGACCUCUCCUGGUACUACCACCACAGCGACCUCGAGCCUGCCGAGGACAAGUCCCUCCCGAAGCACCUCUGGUUCCUGAGACACACGAGGAGAACGACCUUGGACGUCUUCCCUUCCCUCAGGAAACCCACCUACGACAUGGACGUUGUUACGAGCGUCUUCUCGCACGGAGCGUUGACCUGUGUUUAUGGGAAAUGCAAGAGGCGGGGCUACCAAUGCCCACGGAGGGAAGCGUACCUCGGCCACUACAGGAGGGACUGCGGAGAGGCCUGCAAGAAACAGAAGUCUGUGUUGGACGUACCUUCUCUCCUGAAGUACAAAGAUCAAGUGUCCUCGGCGGUCAACAAGGUUUUGGUAAAACUAGAGUUGAUAUGACCGCUGAAGGACAUUCUGGUUCCUAGUCCUUUUUGACAGUUUGUAUAGUUGUAAGUACUUGUUAAA